This is a messenger RNA of Bactrocera latifrons, 1751 nucleotides long. RefSeq names its product cytochrome P450 6a9-like. Lineage: Eukaryota; Metazoa; Arthropoda; Insecta; Diptera; Tephritidae. Bases 144 to 1670 code for a protein of 508 amino acids. The transcript is spliced from 2 exons. Gene Ontology annotation, molecular function: oxidoreductase activity, acting on paired donors, with incorporation or reduction of molecular oxygen; monooxygenase activity; heme binding. The record is from RefSeq and is a predicted model, not a curated record.
GAGCACGCACUGCUCAGUUGCAAUCGAGAAGCGCUGAUUACCGGCUCAAGAUGCACUGACGAAACGAAAGAACAAUGCAAAAUACCGAGUAAACAAAAUACACCCAAGUGACGCGUACUAAAUACGAAAAACCUUCAUUCGCAAUGUCAAUGACCGCACUUUUGUUGACACUCAUCGUCGCCCUGCUUGUUGUGCUGUUUAUUUGUUUGCGCCGCCGCUUGAACUACUGGCGCAGACUCGGCGUAGCGCACGACAAGCCCAACUGGCUGCUGGGCAAUCUGGUCGGCAUUCACCGCACAGUGAGCUAUGCCGAUAUCAGUCGAAAUAUCUACUUGAAGUACAAAGGCACUGGUCCCUUCUGCGGCUUCUACUUCUUUCUGCGUCCGGCGGUAGUGCUCUUGGAUGUAAAUCUGAUCAAGAAUGUGCUUAUAACGGAUUUUGCCAAUUUCGCCGAUCGCGGUAUGUUUAAUAAUGAACGUGACGAUCCGCUGACGGGGCAUCUCUUCCUCUUGGAUGGCCACAAAUGGCGUAGCUUACGUGGUAAACUCUCGCCCACAUUCUCGUCUGGGAAAAUGAAAUUCAUGUUCCCCACCAUCGUAGAGGUUACGCACAAUUUGGUUGAAGUGUUGGGUGAACAGCUGCAAGAGGAAAAUGUCGUCGAGCUAAAGGAGAUUUUGGCACGUUACACCACGGACAUAAUUGGUAAGGUUGCUUUUGGCAUCGCUUGUAACUCGCUGCGUGAUCCAGAUGCGGAAUUUCGUGUUAUGGGGCGGCGUAUUUUUAGUGAGGAACGCCAUGGACCAUUGGUAAGUGGUUUUCUGCACAGCUUUCCGAAUUUAGCGCGCCAAUUGCGUAUGCGUUCAAUAAAUGAUGACAUUAGCGAUUUCUUUAUGCGCAUCGUGCGUGAAACUGUGGAGUACCGUGAGAAGAACAACAUCAAAUGCAAUGAUUUUAUGAGUAUUUUAAUUGAUUUGAGAAACGAUAAGCAACUGCGCGGUGAGAACGGCGAGGAGAAAUGCCUCAGCAUGGCGGAGAUGGCAGCACAGACCUUUGUUUUUUUCAUUGCCGCCUUCGAGACCUCCUCAACAACAAUGUCCUUCGCACUGUACGAGUUGGCACUACAGCCAGAGUUGCAGGAACGCUUGCGGCGUGAGGUGCAUGUUACAUUUGCGAAACACAAUAAUGAGUUCACUUAUGAGUGUCUACAGGCUAUGCGGUACAUGGAUCAGGUGGUAGCUGAAACACUGCGAAAAUACACCGUUGUACCACACUUAAAUAGACAGGCUUUGAGCGAUUACCAAGUGCCGGGCCAUCCGAAUUAUGUUAUCAAAAAGGGCAUGUCGAUUAUCGUGCCCUCUGUGGGCAUACACUACGACCCCGACAUCUAUCCUAACCCCGACCAUUGGGAUCCAGAGCGUUUUACGCCGGAAAAGCGCCAGCAGCGCGAAACGGUAGAGUGGCUGCCUUUUGGUGAGGGCCCACGGAAUUGUAUUGGGCAGCGAUUCGGUAACAUGCAGAUUCGUAUCGGCUUAGCGCAUUUAUUGCAGAAAUUUCGGUUCAGCAUAUGCGACAAAACGGAGAUACCUUUGAAGAUGAAUGUGAAGUCAUUUUUAGUUAAUACACUUAAUGGUAUAUACUUGAGAGUGGAGGAAUUGGAGGAACUGAACUGACACGCUACUCUAGCAUCGUGAGAGUUAUCGGCCAGGUUAUAUAAGUUUAAUGGAAAUAAAAAAGUAGUAUAAGUAAAAGUA